UCUCGGCGAGCCAGCAUCUCUGGUGUUCCGAUUCUUCGCCACGGCCUUAGAGAUCUCGUCGUCGUCUACAGUUCUGUUUACGUCUCGACACAAUACCAACUUUUAUAGUAGCUUUUGAAACCUCACAACAAUUAUCCGAUUUUGUCUUGAGUAAUAACAAAUAAAAUUUAAUUUAAUAUAUUUUUACUCAUAAUUAAAAAAUAAAAUAAAAUACCUAUUGGUCGAUAAAAUAAAAAUGUUGAAAUAUGUGGCACUUAGACGUUUGUGGUAGGCAAAUCACAGCGCAUUAUUAUUCCGAUUUCGUUUAAGUGUUUUUUUUUUUUUUUUUUUUUUUUUUUUUUUACAAAGUACCACGCCGUUCAGUGCUACUAGUGCUGUAAAACCCGCAGGACACGAUGAGUGGUGUUAUGUAUUCGGAACUGAUCCCGCGUCUCUGCUACCCUCAGGAAGUCCCUCAGCAGGCGCAGGGAGAUGGGUGUUCCGAUGGUUACCACAGUCCAGUGUCUAGCCCCGGGAGUCUCUACUCUUCCCCGUACACCCCCACACCUCCGCCCCAGGGAUCCUGCACCGUGGUGCGGUACCCGGAUCCGACUCACAAGGGCGACUCCGCGGUUUGGAUCCACGGGAAGGACUACGUGCAGAACAACUACGGGAGGUACUACGAGGAAGUGCGGGUGCCCGAGGAGUGGUGCUAUCCUGCCGCGAGGCUGGCGUCGUGGCCCGGGGAGAGCGACGGGGAUGAUGGACCCGCGAAGAAGAGGGUGGAUACGGAGUCUCCCGGCGUGGAGGUCAUGAAGAGGAGGAGGCUCGCCGCCAACGCGAGAGAACGCAGAAGGAUGAACAGUCUGAAUGACGCCUUCGACCGCCUCAGGGACGUGGUGCCUUCGCUGGGGAAUGACCGCAAGCUGUCCAAGUUCGAGACCCUCCAGAUGGCCCAGACAUACAUCUCAGCCCUGCACGAACUCCUGCAGAGAGACUGAGAGGUGGUAGUUGUCAUGUGACAGUUUACAGACUAACACUCCCCGGAGAUGUUGUAAGUACAGUAGUGCGAUUUAUUGUGUAACUGGUUGUUUACAAUAACAAACUUACAUAACAAAUAACUUAAACGUCUUGAAAUCGAAAUAAUUCAAUUUUAAAUUGUAUAAAUCAAUUAAUAAUCUAUAGAUAUGCAAAUAUGGGCAUCAAAGUAAAUAAUACACUUAAAAAUACUGUAAACAAUAUUUAUUGAUAACUUUUUAAUUUAUU
This is a messenger RNA of Homalodisca vitripennis (glassy-winged sharpshooter), 1245 nucleotides long. RefSeq names its product neurogenic differentiation factor 2-like. Lineage: Eukaryota; Metazoa; Arthropoda; Insecta; Hemiptera; Cicadellidae. Bases 396 to 980 code for a protein of 194 amino acids. The transcript has a single exon. The record is from RefSeq and is a predicted model, not a curated record. Gene Ontology annotation, molecular function: protein dimerization activity.